Pteropus alecto (black flying fox) is the source of this 3540-nucleotide messenger RNA. It is a transcript of the gene DCBLD1, whose product is annotated as discoidin, CUB and LCCL domain containing 1. The coding region runs from base 40 to 2019 and encodes 659 amino acids. Lineage: Eukaryota; Metazoa; Chordata; Mammalia; Chiroptera; Pteropodidae. The transcript has 14 exons. The record is from RefSeq and is a predicted model, not a curated record.
GGCUGUGGGCACAUAGUGACCUAUCAGGACAGUGGCACCAUGACAUCUAAGAAUUACCCAGGGACUUACCCCAAUCACACUGUAUGUGAAAAGACGAUCACAGUGCCGAAAGGGAAGAGGUUGAUUCUGAGGUUAGGAGAUUUGGAUAUUGAGUCCCAGACCUGUGCUACUGGCUAUCUUCUCUUCACCAGCAAUUCUGAUCAGUAUGGUCCGUAUUGUGGAAAUAUGGAUGUUCCCAAAGAACUCCUGCUGGACACAAGUGAAGUAACUAUUCGCUUUGAGAGUGGAUCCCACAUUUCUGGGCGGGGUUUUUUGCUGAACUAUGCCAGCAGCGACCAUCCAGAUUUAAUAACGUGCUUGGAACGAGCUAACCAUUAUUUGAAGACAGAAUACAGCAAUUUCUGCCCAGCUGGUUGUAAAGACAUUGCAGGAGACAUUUCUGGGAAUGUGGUGGAUGGAUAUAGAGAUACCUCUUUAUUGUGCAAAGCCGCCAUCCAUGCAGGAAUAAUCGCUGAUGAAUUGGGCGGUCAGAUCAGCGUGCUUCAGCGCAAAGGAAUAAGUCGAUAUGAAGGAACCAUGGCCAAUGGUGUGCUCUCAAGGGAUGGUUCCCUGUCAGACAAGCGAUUUCUGUUUACUUCCAAUGGUUGCAGCAGAUCCUUGAGUUUGGAAUCUGACAAGCAAAUCACAGCUUCUUCUUCUUGGCAGUGGGUCAGUGAUAUUGGAGAACAAGUUCUUUGGUCUCCUAGCCAAGCCCGACUUCAGGACCAAGGACCGUCAUGGGCUUCAGGGGACAGCAGCAAAAACCACAAACAACGAGAGUGGCUGGAGAUAGAUUUGGGAGAGAAAAAGAAAAUAACAGGAAUUAGGACGACAGGAUCCACACAGUCAAAUUUCAACUUUUAUGUUAAGAGGUUUGUGAUGAACUUCAAAAACAACUCUAAGUGGAGGACCUACAAAGGAAUUGUGAAUAAUGAAGAAAAGGUGUUUCAGGGCAACUUUAAUUUUAGGGAUCCAGUGAGGAACAAUUUCAUCCCUCCCAUCGUGGCCAGAUAUGUACGGGUUGUCCCCCAGAUGUGGCACCAGAGGAUAGCCUUGAAAGUGGAGCUCAUCGGUUGCCAGAUUACACAAGGUAAUGAUUCAUUGGUAUGGCGCAAAACAAGUCCAAAUUCUGUUGGUUCAACUAAAAGAGAAGAUGAAACAAUCACAAAACUCAUCCCCUCUGAAGAAGUGCCCACAGGAAUAAACGUCACAAUGAUUGCUAUUCCACUGGUGCUUCUCCUUGCCCUGCUGAUUGCUGGAAUGGGAAUCUUUGCAGUCCUUAGAAAGAGGAAGAAGAACGGAAAUCCUUAUGGAUCCGCUAAGGCUCAGAAAACAGAUUGUUGGAAGCAGAUUAAAUAUCCUUUUGCCAGACAACAGUCAGCCGAGUUUACCAUCAGCUAUGAUAAUGAAAAGGAGAUGACACAAAAGUUAGAUCUCAUCUCAAGUGCUAUGGCGGAUUACCAGCAGCCUCUCAUGAUUGGCACCGGAACUGUCACAAGGAAGGGUUCCACCUUCCGACCCAUGGACUCCGAGGCGGACGAGGCAGGGGUGAGCGCCGAGGCCCCCAGCCACUAUGACUGUCCUCUCUCCAUGGGCCGCCACGAGUAUGCGCUGCCCUUGACCAACGCAGAGCCCGAGUACGCCACGCCCAUCGUGGAGCGGCACCUGGCCCGGGCGCACACCUUCUCUGCGCAGAGUGGCUACCGUGUGCCGGGGCCCCAGCUGGCACACAAACACUCCCUCUCUUCUGGCAGCUUCUCCCCAGCUGCAGCGGCAGCUGGCGCCACAAGUACGGGCUACCAAAGGCCGCAGAGCCCCGCGCCCGCCAACCCAGGCUACUCUCAGCCCAAAGCUGGGGGCUGCUCAACCGCAGAGCACGCAGAACCAGAUUAUCAGAAGCCCCAGAUGAAUGAUGCUUACUCAGCCCCCAGAGACUGCCUGAAACCCCUCAACCAGACAGCUGUGACUGCUCUUUUGUGAACAUAAUGUGAAACAAACCUGCUGUGGUACUGAGCAUCCUGCUGUGUGCGGCACUGGAAGAAGGGAUGUGUGUGUGUGUGUGUGUGUGUGGGUGUGUGUGUGUGUGUGUGUGUGUGUGUGUGUGUGUGAGAAAUUUAAUAGGAUCCUCCGGUGGAGUCCUAGAGACCACCUCCCAAACUGUUUACAAAGAUGUGCAGCUGGGCAAGAAGUCUGUUGAGUUUUGUUGGGCUAGAAAAAUGAAAAUUUUUAGAUGGUAUUUUCAUUUUUCUGGGAUAUUGAGCUGCUUUGGUGUAAAAUGUGCAAUCUGUACAGUUAUAUUUAACAAGAAUUAAAGUAACUUAAGUUUGCUUUUUCAGAUUUUAGUUCUGCACAGAGGUUAAGUGGGAGAAUGCAGCUAUUGCAAAAACGUAUAUAAAAGUAUGUUCACUGUUAAAAUAUAUUUUAUAUGAUAGUAUGUUAGCAGCAGGUCUGUUUAAACUUAAUCUUGUUUUUGUGGCUCAUUUUCUUUCCUUUGAUAACUAGAACUAAAAGCAUUGUUAACAUUCUUCUGGAAGGAAUGAAAUUACUUGAAGCAUGAAAAGCACACCAGGGUGGUUGUUAACAAUUAUGAUUGCAGAUUUAAAAACACAGAGAACCACCUCAGCAACUACCUGUUCUGUAGACUCCACUUCAGGUAGGAUGUGCAGUGGCCAGUCAGGGCAUUCAUAGAGCAGGAGGGGACCACACUGCCCUCACCUGCAGGACCUGAUCCCUGGGGAACUGGCCUCCAUCACACUUUGCUUCUUCCUCACCUCAGACCUGGCAGAUGCUGUAUGGCUUUCACAUGCAAAUCCACCUUUUCAAGCUCUGCGAAGCCAAAAGCUGACUUAUCAGUAACCCAAACUGCUCUUCCAACAAAUUGAAUGAAGGUGGCACAGCAAUUACAGCCUGAAUUACUGUAUCAGAUGCUUUUGUACCUCAGGCUAAAAAUAUUGCUGAGGUCAGAUGCCCACACUUUUCAUGACUUUCUUCAGAAAUAGCACAUUGUACUCUGAAACACAAAAAAUAUUUGAGCUGUGUUCUUACAAAACUGACCGAGGCCAAAUCUACACAGAGCUUUUCUACUGAGAUGGUUGGGAACUGAACUGAUUUUGUAAGGAACACUUUUCUCUUCUAGUAUAUGUCUAAGUUCCAAGUUAGCCCAGACCUCAGCUAUACCUCAUGUUCAGUAGUCUUUAUCUGAGUUUGCCUUGUGAGUUUGCUGUGGGGGAUUUAACCUCUUUUGCCAAAGAGGAAAAUAUACAUUUGUUUGUUUGUUUUAAUAGAAAAUGUGGACCAAAAAAUUCUUUCACUAAAAAAAUGUAUUAUAAUCCUAUUUGUAUGACUGUGACUUUCUGUGAAAUGUAUAAAUGUUAAAAUAGUGAGGGUGCUGGAAGGUUGUGGCAGAUUAUCUGUGGGUUAUUGUGGUGGAUACACUGUUUACGUUGUGCUGUUUACAUGGUUUUACAUGCAUACUAAUAUAAUACACUAUGCCAAAUGAAA